This is a messenger RNA of Symbiodinium natans, 5865 nucleotides long. NCBI's taxonomy places the organism in Eukaryota, Dinophyceae, Suessiales, Symbiodiniaceae. The record is from the annotation of a GenBank genome assembly.
AUGGCAAGGCUCUUUGAUGCCGUGAUCGAAGGCCCAGCGCGGAGGACCGUUCGGCUCCAGUGUACCGUUCGGGGCACUUUCCCAGGUACCAAGUUGAAAGCCUUGGAGGCGCCCCUUCAGAUUGAGAUCAAGGACAGUAUGUGUUGGACCCGGGAAACUUUCCACGGCGUCGCCGUCGACUACGCCGCCACGUCGGAUGCCGCGUGCAGGAAUCUAUGCCGCACGAUGAAAACCUGCUCACAUUAUCUCUUCACAGACGGCCAGUGCAAGCAGUAUCAGCGGCAGACCACAGGGGGCUCCACGGUGACAGCACAUGCGAAGAUCCCGGAGUGCACGGACAUGGGCACCUGCCUGCGCCUGAAGCACGCAAGGUGGGCCUUAAGUGGCGAGUAUUGCCCCAUCGGCUACGACGUUUCGCAGUCCAGCUACGUGUACCUGAAGAACAGCAGCGUCCCUGAAGAGGCGAUGUACCUCUCCCUUUCGAUGGGCUCCGACUGCGUCGGAGACUGGAUGGUGCAGUCCAGCUCCCUGAGAGAUCACAUCGAGCAGGACGUGGGCUACUUUGAUCUCCAGGGUGCCGUGGAAGCCUGUGUUCCCGACAGCUCAAUCAGCAUGGCCACACUGCCGUGCAAGCGUCCGUCCUUGCCGUCUGUGGCUGAGAUGGAGGGUGUCGAGUUGCAGCACUUUGUGUUUGACGACCCCGGAACGUUGCAACCUGAUGACCACUGGCUCCAUCCAUGCGAUUGCCUUGACCCGGACUGGGGUACGAGUGCCCCCGCCGAGCCCAUGACCUAUGAGGCAAUCCCCCCAGGUAGUAAUGGCAGUUUCGUGCCUCCCCCGGUGGCCAUCGUCUCAGGGCAAUUUGCCUGUCCUGCCCGACAGCUCCUUCCCGGAGGCGCCGGCAUAAAGUUUCUGACGGAGCCCGAGAGCCGGGAGCCUUCCGUGUGCCAGGAGCGUUGCCAGGGCCAUGACCAGUGCAACUUCUUCUUCAUGGGAACCUCACAUGGAGCUUCCGUCUGCCGACUCUUCCAUGCCUGCGACAGCCUAGUGAGGGAGUUCGGCAUGGAGGGGGAGCUCUUCGCAUUCCCCAGGACCCUGAGCUGUGCUGUCUCGAACCCCGAGUCCUGCUGGAAGACGACGCUGCGGCGGGAGUUCCUGAUCCAGCAGGUGGGCACGUCGCCUGCGUCCCAUCCAGCGCCGGAGAGCCUCGUCUUGGGGGGCACAGCAGACUGGUCAGGCAAUGCCACCGCGACCCUGAGCCGGAGUCUACGCUAUGCCUUGCCACUGGGCAACUCCACGGCUACUGUUGAAGCAGUGGGAUGGACCAGCACGUUCAAAGGCAUUGGCCUUGUCAGAGAUGUGCCAGGCUUCGCGUCUGUCACCAUCUCUGGCCUGAGCCACGACAAGGCGUAUCGCUGGAGCCUUCAGCAGAAAACCAACCAGCGGAAGGUGACAAAUUCCUUGUCUGUGAAUGGGGGCAUGUUCCAGCCCCUUGUGACGACGAACCCAGCUGAUGACUGGACUUCAUCGGGCGUGGCUGCGACGAACCCCCGCGGGGAGCUGCAAUUCGUGCUGGAAGCAAACCGCAGCGCCCGCUUCGAGACCGAGGAUGUGGAGCACACCGAAGAAAGAGGAGGACCGGAACCAGCUGCCCGCUGCCCCAGUGGAAGCUACCUGACAUCCUGCAACUGCUACGCCAGCGAUCGUGGACGCUGUACUGGUGCCGAGAUGCUCCAGGACGACCAAGGGUGGCUUUGCCAGGUGCGGGGCGACCUGCGGGAGAGUAACAGCAAGUUGACCGCCCGAGCUCGCUGCAUGACCCUCCAGUACGCGACGCGCGUCGAGGUCAAGACGAGCUCACAAGCGAGCUUCUCCUUCCUGAACUUCCCAGGCGCCCGCGCCGCAGAGCCCGCGGGGCCCUUUGUGGACCUUGUGGACACGGACUUCAUCGCCCGGCGCCGGCGCUCCAGGCGCCGGCGCCGCACCCUUCCCGCAGAGGUCUCGGCGACCUGCCCGGCGGGGGAGCGGCUGCUAGCUUGCAGCUGCGUUCCAGACGGCAUCUUGGACAAGGGUACCUAUCACUACUGCAUCGGGAUCCAUCAAGACGGCAACAGCUGCCGAGCCCAGGGCGGCUACGCCCAGGCGCUCUGCAUGGCGAUCUCUCCGCCGGCAGUGCGGGAAGAUGACUUCUUGUCGGUUAGCAGCGGUGCUGUUGCUGUUAGCGCCAGCACAAGUCGAUACGCCGAAGCCACCUGUCCGAGUGACUAUGGAUUGCUUGGCUGCUGGUGUUCGGGUUCUCUCGGCAACCAGUGCCAAAGGACUUGGAUCCAAGAUGAGAAGUGCUACGCUCACAAUGGCGACGGUACGGAUUCCGAUGCCGAGGGGACCAUAACCCUCACAGCCCGAUGUCACAAGCUGCCCGCUGCACAGCUCUUUUUGAGCAAGCUGCAAGUUGAGAUUCAGAGCCCAGGCGGGACUGCCACGACGUCGCUGUUGUCGAGCAAGGUGGUUGAGGGGCCUGUUGCAAGCACAGCCAUCAGAUCCCCCACUUCCUUCCGCUACAUCCACUUGCACCAGCAAUGCGACACGCUGCUGCUCUUGGGCGGGGUGGGGGUGGAGACCUGUCUGAGGCCGAGCUACCGCGAUCCAGAGUCGCAUCCCUGGAAGAAGCGUCCCCUGCCCGUCACCUUCGACCACGGAUCCCAGCUGAGCGUGUCAUGCUGGAAGGAGAGUUACGUCGGCUUCCGGCAAGCGCAGCGGACGGCCAGGGAGAAGCUGAGCUGCGUGAACGGCAACUGGUACAACAGCAACCAGCUCCCGGGCCUCCAGGGAUUCAGCUGUGAGGCUUGCGUGCAGGUGACGAAAUCCGGCUACGGCAGCUUUGCAAAGAAGGGCCUGCAGGAGCUCUACUUCUUCAACAGGAUGGCGCUCCGAGUUUUUACGGAACUCGGCUCCAUCGACCACUCCGCGGCUCCCAAGACGUUCUGCUUAGACAGCACGAACGGCACGAUCCAGCUCACCAGCAGUGCCAGCGGAUGUCCGGAGAGCGUUACUGCAGCCGUCGCUGGUUCCGCAGAUCCCGAGGACCGGCUCUUCCAUCUCUUGCACGGUGGGGUGCCCACGGGAUACUGCCUCCAGGUUGCUCAGCCAGCUUCUGAAGAGAUGCCAGGCACUCUGAGCAACCACAGUUGCGUGCCAGACGAGCCCGAUCAGCUCAUCUCGCCCAUGGCCAUUCCAUACUUGAUGUGGAGCAUGCAUCAGCUAGCAGACCGCAGCGCCUCGUCAGACUUCCACGGAGCCCACUUCUCCUACUGCGGCAAGCACGGCGCGUUGUCAAGCUUGGCUUUUGGGCAAAUCUUCGGGGGCGAGACGAACAGCGUGUCCAACUGCCAGUUCGCGCCGGUGAUCCUCUUCGGAAGCUUCGUGGCGAGUGGGAUCACCUAUGGUUCGGAUAGCCUUUGGCCCAACUGGAACACGAUGCUGGCCGACUCCCCUGUGACUUGCGAAGAUGGUGCAGCCUUGACGGGCUUCAAGUUGCAACAUGCAAGCAAGGCCUUCAUGUACGAGUGCAGCCGAAUUGCAGGUCUCGGUGCCAGCUUCGAAUACUUCACUGCGCAGGUGGAAGUCACAGCCUUCGCGCCCGAGCGCCCCCAGUGGAUCCAAGCCAUGAGGAUGAUCAAGGUGGAUUGUGGCAAGAAUGGGCUGCUCUCGGGCUUCCACUUCGAGUUCUCGGAGGGAGGGCGCUGGGCGCGCUCGAAGUACACCUGCUCCAAGGCAGGGGGUGCCCCAGUUGUCGUGGAGCCUUCGCGCACGAUCCGAAAGCUGUACGAUAGUCAAGAGGGCACCUAUUGUCCGGUUGACAAGAGAGCUGGCCGACUGCGAUAUGAGAACUAUGAGACCGGGGACAUGUUGGACAUGCAGGAGGAUGGAGCAUGGUGCGUGGGCGGUCAGUGCUCUACCCCUGUCGGUGGAGGAGCAGCGGUUCCUGCUGAUCUGAUGGUGGCACACUUGGAGGUCCACAACCUCACCGACUUCGACGGCCAGUUCCAAGCAAAGGGAGUGCCCGACAUGACCAGCAAAGGCUCCUGGGCGGCCCGCCCGCCCGAGCGCACGAGGACCCACAAGCCACCAACGUGGCCCAAACCUCCUGGCGCACCGAAGCUCCAGGACUUUGAUGCCAAACAGCCCACUUACGCCACGGAAUGCUUGGACUACCAGGACCUUUGGAAAAAGCUCUCCGAGACGGUCGAAAAUGACGUGACCGAGGACAGCCCGCUAGUGGCCGAUCCAGCCACGGGACAAAGAUUGGUUGACUACCACCCCUGCGCGGUGGCCGCAGGGGCCACCGGCAUAUUUGGCGAGCUCGGGGGCGGAAGUGGUAAGGAGGCUCCUCCCAACAUGCUCUACGGCGACUGGAACGAGUGUUUCGAAGGCUCUGAGGGCCGAGAAAGCGGGGUGGAAGCCUUGGAGUUCAGCCAGGAGAUUGCUGACUUGGUCAGGCUGCCGUUGGAGACCGGACUGCAGUCUCUUUGCGCCUUCCAGCCGGACAUUGCCAUCGCACCCUUGGGUCUUGGCACCCAGAUUGAGCCAGAUGUGAUGUGCGAGCAGAUUCUGGCGAUCUCCUUCAUGGUUCCCGACUUUGCCUUCGGCAUGGCGAACAUGGGCAUGGCGCUGAAAUAUGAGGAGGAGGAUGAGCAAGCCUGCAACCCCUUCCAAGUGGGCCUGUCCCGCCUCUUUUGUGACAUCCAUUGCGUGCGCGAUGCCGUGAUACGGGGAGACCGAACCAUCAUUCGCAACCUCGAGAAAGCCACCAAAAUCUCCAAUGACAACAUGAAGAAGCUGGUGGAAUGGUCUGUGGAGGCAGGCCAUGCAGACAUGAAGUACCUGGACGCCAAGAUCGACUACUCUGCGGAGGUCACUCGCCAACUCUUGCAGCCGAAGAACCUUCUGGAGGUGGCCCAUCAAUCCGAGUCUGCGCUGAGGGAGCUGUCGGGCUACGCGACGGCCAUUGUGGACAAGGUCCCGAAGCUCACCGCCAACAAGGCGUUGAAGCAGUUCCUCGCCAACGCCGAGAGCCUCAAUUCCACUGCGCCUGAAGCGCGAGAGGCACAAGCAGAGAGGUUCCACAGCCAACUCCAACUUCUCCGGACCCAGCUCCAUGCCUCGGCCUCUGGAAGCCAUGCUGAGAGGGCGGAGAGGAUUUGGAAGCAGAUGGGUCAUGAGGUGAGCCGCUUGCAGGGCCAAGUGCGGCGGCAGCUGCGACUGUUGGGCAACUACCACCACCGGUCCGCCGGACUACGUGCACCUGAAAAGCCUGAAAGUACCGCCCGAGCCCUGGGAUCCCUGGACCGCUUCUGGUGGCAGAUCCGAAAGAGCUUCGAUCGAUAUCUGGAUGCAGCAUCCGAGGAGCUGGACCGACACCAGGGAUCUCUGGCCGCGCUAGAGGGCUACCAGUCUUGCAAGCUGGGCUCUGAGGAGCUUCUCCGAGCCUUUGCCCACAGCAUGCGCAGUAUGACUCGCGCACAUCGACAGCUCCACAGCAGCUGGCGGGAGAUGUCCAACACCUUCGGGGAGCUUGCGGCGAUCGUGCAGGACGGCAACAUCUUCGAGACUUUUGCCUGCGAUGGCGAUUUGGACCGGCAAACCCUGGAGCAGUCCCGCCGAGCAGUGCAGAGUCUGGCAUUCUUGCUUUCACGCUUCAAGGCCGCGGGGCUUCGCCGGCCAAGUCUCUCGACGCUGCGCCAUUCCAUUUCCCAGGUCAGCCACGCUUACAAAGGCGCACGUGCCUCUUGCCGCGCUUCAUCUUCACCUUGGCCAGUACUCGAGCAGGUCCGGAGCUGGUUCAAGAGCGCCUUGAACAUGUAG